Molecule: messenger RNA, 1922 nt
Organism: Nycticebus coucang (slow loris)
Lineage: Eukaryota; Metazoa; Chordata; Mammalia; Primates; Lorisidae
Gene: RIPK2
Product: receptor interacting serine/threonine kinase 2
Exons: 12
Coding region: 22-1722 (566 amino acids)
Biological process (GO): innate immune response; positive regulation of canonical NF-kappaB signal transduction; protein phosphorylation
Cellular component (GO): cytoplasm
Molecular function (GO): JUN kinase kinase kinase activity; ATP binding
Source: RefSeq, a predicted model, not a curated record
CCGGGCCUGGCCGCGGCCACCAUGAGCGACGGGACCAUCUGCAGCGCCCUGCCCGCCAUCCCCUACCGCAAGCUCGCCGACCUGCGCUACCUGAGCCGCGGCGCCUCGGGCACCGUGUCGUCAGCCCGCCACGCGGACUGGCGCAUCCAGGUGGCCGUGAAGCACCUGCAUAUUCACACCCCGGUGCUCGACAGUGAAAGAAAUGAUGUUCUAAGGGAAGCUGAAAUUUUACAUAAAGCCAGAUUUAGUUACAUUCUUCCAAUUUUGGGAAUUUGCAAUGAGCCUGAAUUUCUGGGAAUAGUUACUGAAUACAUGCCAAAUGGGUCAUUAAAUGAACUCCUACAUAGAAAAACUGAAUAUCCUGACGUUGCUUGGCCGUUGAGAUUUCGCAUCCUGCACGAAAUUGCACUUGGAGUAAAUUACCUGCACAACAUGAACCCUCCUUUACUUCAUCAUGACUUGAAGACUCAGAAUAUUUUAUUGGAUAAUGAAUUUCAUGUUAAGAUUGCAGAUUUUGGUUUAUCAAAAUGGCGCCUGAUGUCCCUCUCACAAUCACGAAGUAGCAAAUCUGCACCAGAAGGAGGGACGAUUAUAUAUAUGCCACCUGAAAACUAUGAACCUGGACAAAAGUCAAGGGCCAGUGUCAAGCAUGAUAUAUACAGCUAUGCAGUUAUCAUGUGGGAAGUGUUAUCCAGAAAACAGCCUUUUGAAGAAGUCACCAAUCCUUUGCAGAUUAUGUAUAGUGUGUCACAAGGACAUCGACCUGACACCAGUGAAGAAAGUUUGCCAUAUGAUAUACCUCAUCGAACGCUUAUGAUCUCUCUAAUAGAAAGUGGAUGGGCCCAAAAUCCAGAUGAAAGACCAUCUUUCUUAAAAUGUUUAAUAGAACUUGAACCUGUUUUGAGAACAUUUGAAGAAAUAACUUUUCUUGAAGCUGUUAUUCAGCUAAAGAAAACAAAGAUACAAAGUCUGGCGGCUGUGUUGUCCAGACUGGCCUUGAAUUCCCCAGCUCCAAGUGAUUCUCCUGCCUCAGCCUCCAGAUUACAGAGUGCUUCAUGUGGUCCUCACCCAUGUGAUAAGAAGAAAAUGGAAUUAUCUCUGAACAUACCUGUAAUUCAUGAUCCACAGGAGGAAUCAUGUGGAUCCUCUCAGCUCCACAAAAACAGUGGUUCUCCUGGAACCUCCAGGUCCCUGUCAGCUCCUCAAGACAAUGACUUUCUAUCUAGAAAAACUCAAGACCCUUUUUCUGUGAAGCUGCAUUGCUGUUCAGUAAAUCACAGUUGGGAUAAUACCAUUUCUGCAUCACAAAAGGCGAUAUUCUGUGAUAAAACUGUUCCAUACUCUUCACCAAUAAUUAAUCCACUCACAGCUGAGGGAAAUUCAGAGCAUCUACAGCCAGGUAUGGCCCAACAGUGGAUCCAGAGCAAAAGGGAAGACAUUGUGAGCCAAAUGACAGAAGCCUGCCUUAACCAGUCACUAGACGCCCUUCUGUCCAGAGACUUGAUCAUGAAGGAAGACUAUGAACUUAUUAGUACCAAGCCUACAAGGACGUCAAAAGUCAGACAAUUACUGGACACCACUGACAUCCAAGGAGAAGAAUUUGCUAAAGUUAUAGUACAAAAGUUGAAAGAUAACAAACAAAUGGGUCUUCAGCCUUACCCUGAAGUACUGGUAUCGUCUAGAUCACCCUCUUUAAAUUUACUUCAAAAUAAAAGCAUAUAAUUGAGUCUUUUACAAGAAAAAUACUGGUUUAUAAAAGGAUAUUUAUAUCUAUGUUGCCUUGAUAUUGUUUUUAUAAAAUCUAUAUGAAAGUUAGAGACUUUACUAAAGAUUCUGCUUUUAUUAAAUAUUAGUCUCCUUCCAUGACAUUGCAGUAUUUUUUUUAAAUUAAUGUAAGUAAAAAGCUUGCAUUUUGCUACAUA